GUACAUGGUAAAAUAAUGCAGUGCAAUAAUCCCCAUUGUAUGGCAUGUAUAAUCCCAUAUUAUGUAUAGGUCUUUAUGCUUAUGCGACAAAGCUUUGGAAGCACUUUUCAUAUCAUAAUAUGAUGGCUUCAAAACGAAAGGGUGAAACUUAAAAUGUUGUGCUGAGGAAAUUCUGCAACUUUUCGUUGAAAUAUGUUUCGAUAAAAUAUUUUUGAAUAUACUGUCCCUACCCUUCUGUCUUCAAACCAUCAAUUGAUAUGUUUUAGCUGUAUGAAUAUGAAAAAAAUUCUUAUCAAAGAUAAUAUGAAUUUGAGUAAAUUUUUCAUUUGACUGUUUGAUGAAUUCUUAUUGGUUAAUUUGCGAGCAUAUCAUGAUUAUGCUACAUGAUAGGUAAGAUAAGUAUAUACAAAAUAAAGGUGACAUGUAGAUGCUAUUUGAAUAUUACAUCAGGUCUGCAGAUUUUGAAUUUAAUUUUACUUCAAUUAUGAAUAAUAGGCGUUAUCAAUCUAUUCAUCAGUAAUUCUUUUUGUAUCAAAUUUUGUUUGAUAAGUGCAUUGAUCAAAAAAAUUGAUUUUCUUGUUUCUCUGUAUUGUGCAUCAUUUGUCUCUAACUUCAGUAAAAAUGACAUUUAUCAGCUUAACUGCGAGUUUGGAAAUUGUCAAAACUAUGAACUCAAACUUGUCGGUACUCCCGUAGUAUGUAUACCAGGUUAGGGUUAGGCCAUAAUUUUAUUCCGAUUUUCCCUAUUUUAGUUCUAUUACGAGUUCGGGACUGUCUGUGUUAGCCAAGUGAAUAUACCCUCUCCCCAUAGGUUUCAGUCCUUUUACACAACUUGAUGUAGAAUAGGCAAACAAAAUUGGUUACCUCCAUAUUGGUACACAUACUUCUGGAGCACCAAUUUGUCAUUUUCAACCCAGACAAUCACAAAGACACACAGCUCACUCUUCUAAAUUUCUACUGUGGGUUAUUUCACAAUUUGAAAAUAGAUGACUUUUUAUGCAAUAUUCUCUGUAAAGACAAACCAUAAGUCUUAAGCAUGUAUUAUAGACUUCUUUUACCACAGCCUCAUUAUGUUUGUGAUAUCUUGUUUGAACGUACAAUUAUGUCAUUGGUUAAACAAUCGCACAUUAAUAAUUGAACAUCUUGAUACAAUAUUUGGGGACCCCACCCAUCCUAUGUAAAGUUUUUUCUUGACAUAAAUUGUAUCAAAUUGUAAGGAUUGGUCUCCACUUACAAUAAAUCAAGUUUAUAUCAUAAUAGUUUUCACAGUGUAUAUAUCCUGCAUAGAAAAUCUUUUUUAAAUAUGGUGUUUGCCUCAAGUGUUACAUACUAUUUUAUAUUAUGAUUCUUCCAUUUGGAUCAUUUUUGUCAAAGAAUAAUUUCUGAUGAAAUCAUAUACGGUACUACAAACUUCAAUCGAUCGUCUCAUAAAAUUUGUUUAAUUACAGGCUGAAUAUUUAUUUUGAAGUCAGUAAUGCUAUUAAUAAUGAUAUAUUUACGGAUGGGAUAGAGAAUACUAAAAAUGGUCUUUACAUUUUUUGAGUAUCAUAUCAUGUUUUUGUGUGUGAAUGAGUGUCAGUGCAGUGUAUACCUUAAUUAAUUAAGUCAAAACAAACAAAAAAAAUUUUCUUCAAAAUUAUGAUAUAGCCUACAUCACUACAUGAUUAGUUUACUUUUUAUUUAAAUGUUUCACUUUUCAAUUGUACUUCUUUCCACUACAGCAUAUUCAUUUUAAAGACUUCAUUUUCAAUCUGCACUAUAAGAUAUACAAUGUUUGAUAUACCAUAGCUUUAUAUAAGAUUAAACAAACCACAGAAGCUUAUUUUCAGUCUCAAGAUACAUUUUUUUAGUAAAAAUUUUCAAUCAGUUCUUGCUGCUGGGAAAUACUUUUUAAUUCUUCGAAUACAUUCUAUUUGUUGAAAGUUUUGUAUCAUUUUUCUUGCUUAUUAUGUGACCUACUGAGGAAUGUUUCUGUUAUGUCAUUCUAGCUGAUAGUGUACAUAUGUUAAGGAAGAUGUAUGACGUAAUACUACAUCUUGUAAGAAACAUGAAUUCUUGUAUCAGUGAUAUACUACCGGUAUUUAUCGUUAGUUUUGAAUGACCUUCGGUAUAAAUUCUAAGUAGUGAGAAUAAAACAAAAAACUGAUAUUAUUCUAGUUGUCACUUUCUUCUAUCUUAUACUAUAAUGGUAAAAAUUCUGUAUUUGCUAUCAACAACUUUUGAUUUUUUUUUCAGAUAUUCUCUUGACUGAGAAAGCAGCCUUUGCUCUGUUAUUUAUUCGAUUAUGUGUAUAUUGGACUUCAUUCCAUCAUAUAAAUUAAAUUUAUAAUGUAUUUGUGCUCAAAAGUAUGUCGCUGAAAGAUGUCUUUUUUGAUAGAAUUUAUAUUUCUUGAACAGGAAUUCAAAAUGAAUAGCCCAAUAUUCAAUAGGCUAUAUGUUGAAAAUUAAUCACAAAAUACAAAGGAAUCUUGUGUUCACAGAUUCGUUAAUAAUUUGUAUUUAUCUUUAUCAUAAUGGACAAACAGUCUAUGAUUUCCAAAGGAUGGAAAUAUAUUUCUUGUGACAAAAAUAUUCUUAAUAUUGACUACGUGCUGUGUUCUGGACAAAGUUUCAGAUGGAAGAAAGUUGAUGGGAUUUGGGUUGGUGUUCAUCAAAAAAAAUUAUGGAAACUAAAACAAGAAAAUGACUGUAUUUGGUUUAGGGUUGCACACAAUACGCAAAGCUCAUCUACCCCAUCACUGCAACUGAAAAAUGAUAAACUGACAAAAGCAAAUAUCAGGAAACGUUCAAUGUGUAACCCGAAACAAAAAACUGCCAAAGUCAUCAAACUUGAUAAAAAUAAUAACCAUACGGUAAUAGAUGCUGACUCACAAAAAAAUUUUCCCAUUGAAAAUGAAUUUAACGAAGAAGCUAUUUUAUGUGACUAUUUUCAAUUAGAUAUUGACCUGAAUAGUCUUUGUAAAUCAUGGUCGAAUGUGGACAAACAUUUUGCCAUGAUACAUAAAAAAUUUCCUGGUGUAAGAAUGUUACGACAAGAUCCGGUGGAAAAUUUAUUUUCAUUCAUCUGCUCAUCAAAUAACAAUAUUUUGCGAAUAUCAUCUAUGGUUGAAAAUAUGUGUUCAAAGUUUGGUGACGUUAUCUGUAAAGAUGGAGAAAUUACAUACUAUUCUUUUCCCACUGUUGACAGCUUUGCAAAAAAUGGCACAGAAGAGGUAUUACGUGGACUUGGGUUUGGGUAUCGAGCUAAAUACAUUUACCAAACUGCGAUACAAGUUCGCGAAAGAGGCGGUGCUGCUUGGCUGAAUAAUUUACGACUGUUGUCGUAUUGUGAUGCACAUUCAGAAUUGGUUAAAUUGCCUGGAAUCGGUGCUAAAGUUGCAGACUGUAUCUGUAUGAUGUCACUAGAUAAACCCAAUGCAAUUCCUGUUGAUACUCAUGUAUGGCAAAUUGCUGUUCGAGAUUAUGACAUUAAAACAUUAAAAAAGACAAAAACUUUGACAGCAACUUCAUAUAGAGCAAUAGGGGAACAUUUCAGAAACCUUUGGGGUGGUUAUGCAUCAUGGGCAAUGAACUUUCUAUUUGUAGCUGAUUUGAAGCAAUUUAAGCAUCCUUUUUCACAAAAAUAGUUGUGAAAUGGUAGUUUCGCAAAUUCAGGGAGACACAAUUUCUAUAGAUUGGGGAUCAGAAUUGAGAGCUUUUGUAGCAAAAUCUUGACAAUGUCAACUUGAAAUUCGUCUCAGCGUUUUUUUUUUGGCUUUGCUUUUUUGAUCAAGAUGAUUUUGAAACUACUAAAUAACACAGGGCGACAUUGAAAUAAAACAGCCUUUUGCCCAUCAUAUAAAUAGAAAAGCAUUGCAUACUUUUAUAAAAUCUAUUCUGUAAAAGCAUAUCACAAAGAAAUAUUUUGACACUUUGCUUUGAAAGAACUCCUGGUUAAUUUCAAUUUUGAUCUAUGCCUCUAUAUAGCACAUAUUGAUGCUUAUUUCUUUUUCCAAUAAUAUUCCAAUAUUUGUUAGAUUAAUUUUCAUUUUCUUUUGUUUCAUAAUUUUCGUCUGGUAUAAUUCAUUUCUGUAAAACUUGAAUUGAAGGCCAUAUUGCUGUAUAGUUUAGACCCUUUUUACAACAGUUGAGCUAUAUGUACAUGUAGGUGUGUCUCGAUUUUCUUACGAAUCUAGUGUAAACAUUAUGUUUUAUUUGCCUCAGGACAGAUUUAUAUGAUGUUUGCUUAGACAUCCACCAUAAAUGCAAAUAAAAGUGAUUUUCAAUUGGGAGGUAUGACAGUAUAUAGCUUACAUUUAAUUAAAUUGUUGGCAAAUGAAUUUCUUGUGGCCAUUGAAACCUUUGAAUAAAAAGCCAUGGUGACAUUUUGUCGACAUCAUUUAACUAUAAGGGCAGACAACAAACAAAAUAUUCGGCUCUGUAUUUUUUACAAUAAUACCCAUACUGAAAUGACAUUGUAAGUUGCUAUAUUGUGCUAGGUAAAACGGUACUAGGGAAAUUUCAUGACUAUCGUAUUGUAAAGUUAUAAAGGAUGCUAGGAAUGUUAAAUAUUUGCUUUUCCGUUCAGAUUGUUUGCGACAUUCGACAAUAUACCGGCCCUAAACUAGUUGAUGAGGCACUUUCUGUUUGAAACCAUUUGAAAUAGAUUCAAUAUAGAUUAUGUUACAUCAAUGUUUGAUUUUUCGAAGUUUGUGGAUACCUUCUCCAUUAAACUUUUCUACAUAAUCCACUAUGUCUGCUUGCUCAUCAACUAAGACUAGUAGAUAUCGAGAAAUUGAAUUUCACUGAAUCUCAGCAUAUUAACUGGUUAUGAUAAAACUAGUAGCCGACCACUGAUUGUAAAGUGAGAUUUAUCUAAAACUACUCUGUGAUAAAUAUAAUCGUGAUUUUGAAAUAUCAUUUUACUAUAUUAUAAAAAGUUCCCUGUUUAUAAAUUCCCAGUCCUACUUAUCAUCUGCAAAAAUCACCAUUCACGACAAAUAAUAUAUUAGUAUGACAAAUACUUGGAAAACUAAUAAUGGUAUUGUUACAUUAAUAAGAAAUCGCGGUUUAGUUUAAAUAUGCUUGUUCGAGGAGGUCUGAUUAGAUGCUGAUUAGAUGACCAUUCAAAUAUAUAUAAAAUUAACAUUAUCAAUUACUGUCCCAUGAUUUAAUCCGUGAUGCAAUGUGUUUUUAGUCGACCUGAACUUCAAUUUUAGUAUUAAGAAUUAAAAAAACUUUUUUAAAUACCAUUCUUUUCUUUGUUUAAGUUAUUGAAUAACUAUAUUCAUUUUUGUAUCU
Styela clava is the source of this 5280-nucleotide messenger RNA. Its product is annotated as N-glycosylase/DNA lyase-like. The record is from RefSeq and is a predicted model, not a curated record. Gene Ontology annotation, cellular component: nucleus. Gene Ontology annotation, biological process: nucleotide-excision repair; base-excision repair; base-excision repair, AP site formation. Gene Ontology annotation, molecular function: 8-oxo-7,8-dihydroguanine DNA N-glycosylase activity; damaged DNA binding. Lineage: Eukaryota; Metazoa; Chordata; Ascidiacea; Stolidobranchia; Styelidae.